This is a messenger RNA of Lucilia cuprina (Australian sheep blowfly), 1595 nucleotides long. RefSeq lists its product as uncharacterized. Lineage: Eukaryota; Metazoa; Arthropoda; Insecta; Diptera; Calliphoridae. The record is from RefSeq and is a predicted model, not a curated record. The transcript has 2 exons. The coding region runs from base 710 to 1393 and encodes 227 amino acids.
UUACUAAAUUUAAAAGUGUUUUUCUAUAAAAAUAUUCAAUUUGGAUUAACUUUGUAUGAAUUUUUAUUUGGCGCAUGAAAAUCCCUAAUAAUUGUUGUUUACUGACAAUUAUAAAAAUGUGCUUCUAUUGAGAGUGUAUAUAACCACAAAAUUAAGCCGCCAUAUUUGUGUUUCUUUUUUUUUUGGUAUCAAAUUCAUUUGUUUUAUAAACGUUCUACAAUAUACAAUAAAAUAUACUAUAAUUUGAGACUCUUCCUGCAUUCCUGUGUAUAACUACCGUUGCUGUUAUUUGAACCCCGGCAGCUAUAGAUUCUUGUGUAUUUUUUUAUACAGUCUCUGGUGCUAUAUGCAGAGAUUUUCUUUUUUGAAACUGAAUUUUGCUGUUUUGUUGUGCUGCUGCUGUUUCCCUGCUGUUGCUGAAUAUUUCUAGGGUUGUUGGCUGUUCUAUUGGUUUUUGCGUUGCUGUGGUCAUCUUCUUGCAUAUUGUUAACACAUUUCUUCAAUAUGCCCCAAGUUAAUAAAACCUAUAAAUGUGGAAUAUGCCAGGAGACUAUUGCUAAAAAUCAGUCGAGUAUCAAAUGUAAUCAAUGUGCUCUUUGGAUUCAUACUAAGUGUACUGGCUUGCAAGAAAAUGCUCUUUCUUUGUUAAAGGACAACAUAUCACUUUCGUUCGCUUGCUAUUGAUAAUCUUUGUGCUGAAGUGAGUGCCAUGAAUUCAAAACUUGGCCUGUUCAUGGAUAAAGUAGAUGGUGAACAGAAUUCAAUUCAACAAUCAUUGAUGGAUACUAUUGCCAACUUUAGGAGUGAGAUGGCAUCAUGCUUUAAAGACAUAAAAUCGGAAAUUAUAAACUGCAACAAACUUAUACAACAUAUUGAUAGAUCAACUACAGAGAAGAUUGCUGCUUUGGAAGAUGAGAAUAACAUGUUACAUAAAAGAUUAAAUCGUGGUGACAUUGUUGUUGUUGGUUUACCAGCUGGCAUAAUUGACUUUGUUGACCCCAUUAUUAAGAUAGGGUUAAUAUAUAAUGUUCCUGUAUUGCCUGUUGAUAUUAACCACGCUUUUUAUUUUAAAAACCAAAAGGCUAUUUUGUUUAAGUUUAAUAACGUCUUUGUUCGUGAUCGCAUUAUGGUCGAAUACUUCAAAACCAGAGCUCUAAAAUUAUGUGACGUUAUUGGUGGUGAUAUUGAUUCACGCAUUUAUUUGAAUGAUCACCACUCCCCUGCUGCUGGUAGAUUGAAUAUUGUUUGCAAGAAACUUAUAAGAAAGAAAGUCAUUAGUAAAUUUAGAAUAUUAAAUGGUGAUAGACUACAAGUAAGGUUAACAAUGUCUGAUGGAAAAAAUAGCAUUUGUGACUCUGCCGAAUGUAUUGCUCUUCUUAACAAUGGAACAUAGAUGUGACUGGUUGAUGUGAUUCAUGAAGUUGGUUGGCUGGAAGUUUAUAUUUGGUGACUUGUAAAUCCUUUUCUUUGAUGUUUUCUGUAUAAAAAUAACCUAAUAUAUUUUCUAUAUACUAUGAAUUUAAUCAUAUGUGAAAUAUAUUUAUAUUUUCCCAAAAUAUCGAAUUUUAAAAUUGAUUUUCAUUACGAAAAUUAAA